Syngnathus acus (greater pipefish) is the source of this 2101-nucleotide messenger RNA. It is a transcript of the gene mier3b, whose product is annotated as mesoderm induction early response 1, family member 3 b. Gene Ontology annotation, cellular component: nucleoplasm. The transcript has 13 exons. Gene Ontology annotation, biological process: negative regulation of transcription by RNA polymerase II. Gene Ontology annotation, molecular function: histone deacetylase binding; transcription corepressor activity. Lineage: Eukaryota; Metazoa; Chordata; Actinopteri; Syngnathiformes; Syngnathidae. Bases 25 to 1665 code for a protein of 546 amino acids. The record is from RefSeq and is a predicted model, not a curated record.
GGCUCAUUAGCUAUAGGUACCAAUAUGGCGGAGGCUUCCAUUGGGAGUUCAAGUCCAGUUGGCUCUUUGUCGUCAGAAGAUCAUGACUUUGACCCAACUGCAGAGAUGCUAGUUCAUGAGUACGAUGAUGAGAGGACUCUGGAGGAGGAAGAAUCUCUUGAAGGGGGAGGCAAUUUUAGUUCUGAGAUUGCAGAUUUGGAGAAGGAAGGCAACAUGCCUCUCGAGGAGCUGCUGGCCAUCUAUCGCUACGAGGCCUCAGCUGGUUCCAGUAUCGACAGCUCCUCUGGCGACCUCACAGACGAGCUGCCCGACAUGACUUUGGACAAGGAGGAGAUUGCGAAAGACUUGUUGUCUGGCGACUACGAGGAGGAGACCCAGUCGUCAGCAGAUGACCUCACCCCUUCGGUCACCUCCCACGAGGCCACCGAUUUCUUCCCCAGAACACUUCGAUCCAACGCCGUCUCUGAUGGGGAUAAAGAUUCUGAGUGUGACGAUGAUGGUCCAAGUCCAGAAGACUCCAGAAAGGAAAUAAUGGUAGGCGAUGAGCACCAAGCGGAGGUUCCUUUGACCAUCUGCCACUACACGGAAGACGAGAAAGUGUAUGAAGAUGAAGAUGAGCUCAUGUGGAGGCCGGGCACGCUCCCAGAGAGCAAGGUCAGGAGUUUCCUGACCGACGUGGUGUCGCGGACGACGGACGAAAAGUCGACGCACGACAAACUGCAUGUUCGAGACAAUGAACAAGCUUUGCUUGAGCUCGUCAAGUGUAACUACAACACCCAUGAGGCGCUUGAGCAAUACUGUAGCCACCUAAAAUCCUCGAAAGAAAAAUCUCCUCCGUGGUCUGAAGAGGAGUGCAAAAACUUUGAACAUGCUCUACAGAUGUAUGACAAGAACUUUCACCUCAUUCAGAAACACAAAGUUUCGACAAGAACGGUAGCAGAAUGUGUAGCGUUUUACUACAUGUGGAAGAAGUCGGAGCGUUUCGACUUCUUCGUGCAGCAGAAUCGCUUUGGGAAGAAAAAGUAUAGCAGCUAUCCUGGCGUCACGGACCUGAUGGACAGGCUGGUAGACGAAGCGGAGGGUUUGGCUGUGGACAGUUCGUCGUCUGUGUGCUCGGGAGGUGGCGGCGGCACAGGAGGAAGAAUGGAAAGCACAACGGAUCAACAGCUCAGCCUGCUCAACUCCAUCACUGCCAGUGACCUCACAGCUCUGAGCAACAGCGUGGCAACAGUGUGCAGCCCGGCCGAGGUGACGUGUAUGGACUCGUACAGCUUCCCCCCACUGGAGAGCCUCCACCGCGCCUCCCUCAACCAUGACGAGUCGUUGGGCUUCCCAUCGGGCGGCGCCGAUGCCGACUGCCUCAACAUGCUGGACGCUGGGUUCUACCACUCGGAGCUGGGCCAGCUGAGCGGCGUGUGCGUGGCCAAGGACUGCGAGCGGCCCUCCAAGAGACUCAAGAUGACGGCGCCGGACUCGUUCAUGGGUGACGUCACUGUGGGCAACCUGGCCGUGGACUUUGAAGCGCGCCGGACCGCGCCGCACCACCACCGGAUAGCUGGCGCCAAAAUGGCCGUGUCGGUCACGGACUUCAGCGAGCCCAACGGCUUUUUGGGUGGGCACGCGCGCCACCACGCGCAGCAUGCCACAGCACUUCAAUCUGACUGAUCUUCCUCGUCCUCUUUGUUCUUCCUGUUUUUGCCAUGUACAUAAAAGACUGACCUCAUGUUAUAUAUAUCGCGCUAUAUAUAUAUAUAUAUAUAUAUGUACAGAAAUAUACUUUUGUUUUCAUUUUUUUGUGUACUAUGACAUCAGUGAUGUCUUUCAUAUAGAACUAAAAAUCUUGAUUUCUCUCAAGAGUUUAUAAUAGCCAUUUUAUGUUUGACGCCGUGGUAAUGUUCAUGUACAGUGUGGUCAACAUCGCCCUGCCAUUCUCUUCCGCUGCCAAAAUCAUCUUUAGAAGGUGCUUGUUUCAAGUGGUACUUUUUGUUUAAUCAGUGUUUGGUUUACAGGUACGCAGACAUAUUUUUCUGUUACUGAUUUGUGUGGCACUACAUCAUGUCAACUCAUCUCAUUGCCCGUGCAAUUGGCCCUGCAUUUUGUU